GGUUACAUAGAGGGAGAGAGGCCCGCCUCGUCCUGGACCGCACCCCGGGCUCCUGCUGGCGGCUUACGCGCUGAGUGAAAUUACGCGAACCAGUGAGCAGCCAGUUUUGGAGGAGGGAGGGCAGAAGGAAGAAGAAGGGGAGCGAGAGCGAGAGAAAAAAAAGAAAAGAUAGAAAGAGUGAGUGAAGUAGAGAAAGAGAGGGAGGAAACGAGCUCUGUAGUUUAGCCUGGACUCUCUCUGCGACUCACGGCGACGCUGACUGAGCCACCCGGUUGUUGUUAGCUCUUCAACGGCGUCCUGCAACAUCCACCCACCCCCCCUUUCUCCCAACUGACAGGGAAGAAAAAAGGAAAGCAGCUACCAUGUCCGCCGCAGACAAGUUCCUGUACGUGGACCGCAACCUGGUCAACAACCCGCUGGCACAGGCCGACUGGGCCACCAAGAAGCUGGUAUGGGUCCCGUCGGAGCGCCUGGGCUUCGAGGCCGGCUCCGUGAAGGAGGAGCGGGGCGACGAGUGCGUGGUGGAACUGGCAGACUCUGGCAAGAAGAUCAAGGUGAACAAGGAUGACAUCCAGAAGAUGAACCCGCCCAAGUUCAGCAAGGUGGAGGACAUGGCCGAGCUCACCUGCCUGAACGAGGCCUCCGUGCUGCACAACCUGAAGGAGAGAUACUACUCUGGUCUCAUAUACACAUACUCCGGCCUCUUCUGUGUCGUCAUAAACCCCUACAAGAACCUGCCCAUCUACUCAGAGGAGAUCGUCGACAUGUACAAGGGCAAGAAGAGGCACGAAAUGCCACCUCACAUCUACGCCAUCACUGACACGUCUUACAGAAGCAUGAUGCAGGAUCGUGAAGACCAGUCCAUUCUUUGCACAGGAGAGUCUGGAGCUGGUAAGACAGAGAACACCAAGAAGGUGAUCCAGUAUCUGGCUCACGUGGCCUCCUCUCACAAGACCAAGAAAGAUCAGAACAGCUCGAUCCUGUCACAUGGGGAGCUGGAAAAGCAGCUGCUGCAGGCUAACCCCAUCCUCGAAGCCUUCGGAAAUGCCAAGACGGUCAAAAAUGACAACUCUUCCCGAUUCGGAAAAUUCAUCAGGAUCAACUUCGAUGUCAACGGUUACAUCGUCGGUGCCAAUAUUGAAACUUACUUGUUGGAGAAGUCUCGCGCCAUCCGUCAGGCCAAAGACGAGAGGACCUUCCACAUCUUCUACUACAUGCUCACAGGAGCCGGAGAUAAAUUGCGCAAUGAACUCCUCCUUGAAAAUUACAACAACUACCGCUUCCUUUCCAACGGGAACGUCACAAUUCCCGGGCAGCAGGACAAGGAUCUGUUCACAGAGACCAUGGAGGCCAUGAAGAUCAUGAGUAUCCCAGAGGACGAGCAGAUUGGCAUGUUGAAGGUGGUGGCCUCUGUGCUGCAGCUCGGUAACAUGAACUUCAAGAAGGAGCGUCACACAGACCAGGCCUCCAUGCCCGACAACACCGCCGCCCAGAAAGUUAGCCACCUCAUGGGCAUGAACGUCACAGACUUCACCAGGGCCAUCCUGUCGCCCAGGAUCAAGGUAGGCAGAGAUUACGUCCAGAAGGCUCAGACGCAAGAGCAGGCAGAGUUCGCUGUGGAGGCCCUGGCGAAGGCCACGUACGAGAGGAUGUUCCGCUGGCUCGUCAUGAGGAUCAACAAAGCUCUGGACAAGACCAAGAGACAGGGAGCCUCCUUCAUCGGCAUCCUGGACAUCGCUGGCUUUGAGAUCUUUGAGCUGAACUCAUUCGAGCAGCUCUGCAUCAACUACACCAACGAGAAGCUGCAGCAGCUCUUCAACCACACCAUGUUCAUCCUGGAGCAGGAGGAGUACCAGAGGGAGGGCAUCGAGUGGAGCUUCAUCGACUUCGGCCUGGACCUGCAGCCCUGCAUCGACCUCAUCGAGAAACCCGCCAGUCCUCCUGGUAUCCUCGCUCUGCUGGAUGAGGAGUGUUGGUUCCCCAAAGCCACCGACAAGAGCUUUGUGGAGAAGGUGCUCCAGGAGCAGGGCACUCACCCCAAGUUCUUCAAGCCAAAGAAACUGAAGGAUGAAGCCGACUUCUGCAUCAUCCAUUACGCCGGCAAGGUGGACUACAAGGCCGACGAGUGGCUGAUGAAGAACAUGGACCCCCUGAACGACAACGUGGCGUCGCUGCUCAACCAGUCCACUGACAAGUUUGUGUCUGAGCUGUGGAGAGACGUGGACCGGAUCGUCGGUCUGGAUAAGGUGUCCAUGUCCGAGAUGCCCGGCGCCUUCAAGACCCGUAAAGGCAUGUUCCGCACCGUGGGCCAGCUGUACAAGGAGCAGCUGUCCAAGCUCAUGGCCACCUUGAGGAAUACGAACCCCAACUUUGUCCGCUGCAUCAUUCCCAACCACGAGAAAAAGGCCGGCAAACUGGACCCACACCUGGUUCUGGACCAGCUGAGGUGCAAUGGUGUGCUGGAGGGGAUCCGUAUCUGCAGACAGGGCUUCCCCAACCGCAUCGUCUUCCAGGAGUUCAGACAGAGGUAUGAAAUCCUCACUCCCAACUCCAUCCCCAAGGGCUUCAUGGAUGGAAAGCAGGCCUGUGUGCUCAUGAUUAAAAGCCUGGAGCUGGAUCCCAACCUGUACCGGAUCGGACAGAGCAAAGUGUUCUUCAGAGCGGGAGUCCUUGCUCACCUGGAGGAGGAGAGGGACAUGAAGAUCACCGACAUCAUCAUCAGUUUCCAGGCCUGGUGCAGAGGCUACGUCGCCCGCAAGGCUUUCGCCAAGAGGCAGCAGCAGCUGACCGCCAUGAAGGUGAUUCAGAGGAACUGUGCCGCUUAUCUUAAACUCAGGAACUGGCAGUGGUGGAGACUCUUCACCAAGGUGAAGCCUCUGCUGCAAGUCAGCAGGCAGGAGGAGGAGAUGCUGGCCAAGGAUGAGGAGCUGAACAAAGUCAAGGAGAAGCACAUGUACGCUGAGCAGCAGCUCCACGAUCUGGAGGAGAAACAGCAGCAGCUGAAUGCCGAGAAGAUGGCCCUGCAGGAGCAGCUUCAGGCCGAGACUGAACUCUGCGCCGAGGCGGAGGAGAUGAGAGCCCGUCUGGCCGCCAGGAAACAAGAGCUGGAGGAGAUCCUCCACGACCUGGAGGCCCGCGUGGAGGAGGAGGAGGAGCGCGCCUCUCAACUCCUGGGGGAGAAGAAGAAGAUGCAGCAAAAUAUCGGAGACUUGGAGCAGCAGCUCGACGAGGAGGAGGCGGCCAGACAGAAGCUCCAGCUGGAGAAGGUCACCAUGGAGGCCAAGAUGAAGAAGAUCGAGGAGGACGUCAUGGUUCUAGACGACCAGAACAACAAACUCAACAAGGAAAAGAAGCUGAUGGAGGAGAGGAUCUCCGAGUUCACCACCAACCUGGCAGAGGAGGAGGAGAAAUCCAAGAGUCUGCAGAAACUCAAGACCAAACAUGAGGCCAUGAUCACAGACCUGGAGGACCGACUGCGCAGGGAGGAGAAGCAGCGACAGGAGCUGGAGAAGAACCGACGCAAGCUGGAGGGCGACUUCACCGAGAUUCACGACCAGAUCGCCGAGCUGCAGGCUCAGAUCGCCGAGCUCCGUGCUCAGCUGGCCAAGAAGGAAGAGGAGCUCCAGGCAGCUCUGGCCAGGAUCGAGGAGGAGGCAGCCCAGAAGAACCUGGCCCAGAAAAAGAUCCGUGAGAUGGAGGCUCAGCUCUCUGAACUGCAGGAGGAUUUGGAGCUGGAGAGGCAGGCCCGCACCAAGGCGGAGAAACACCGCAGGGACCUGGGAGAAGAGCUGGAGGCCCUCAAGACCGAGCUAGAGGACACUCUGGACUCCACCGCUGCUCAGCAAGAACUCAGGACCAAGCGUGAGACAGAGGUGGCACAGCUUAAGAAGACUCUGGAUGAAGAGGCCAGAGUUCACGAACAGCAGCUGGGGGAGAUGAGGCAGAAACACGGCCAGGCCUUUGACGAGCUCAAUGAGCAGCUGGAGCAGGCCAAGAGGAACAAAGUGUCCAUGGAGAAGGCCAAGCAGGCUCUGGAGUCGGAGAGGAACGAGCUGGCCAUCGAGAUCCAGACACUGAUGCAGGGUAAGACGGACUCCGAGCAUCGCAGGAAGAAGGCUGAAGGCCAAGUCCAGGAGCUGCUGCUCAAACACUCAGAGAGCGAGCGCCAGAGAGUGGAGCAGGCCGAGAAACUGUCCAAAGUUCAGGCUGAACUGGAUAAUGUAAACGCUCUGCUGAGUGACGUGGAGGGCAAAUCCAUCAAGGCGGCCAAAGACUGCUCUGCUGUGGAGUCGCAGCUGCAGGACGUUCAGGAGUUACUCCAGGAGGAGACUCGCCAGAAGCUGUCACACAGCACACGCCUGCGUCAGCUGGAGGACGAGCAGAACAACCUGCGAGAACAGCUGGAGGAGGAAGAAGAGUCCAAGAGAAACGUGGAGAAACAGCUUCAGAUGGUUCAGGCUCAGCUCACUGAGAUGAAGAAGAAGGUGGAGCAGGACGCCGGAUGUCUGGAGACCGUCGAGGAGUCGAAGAAGAGGCUUCAGAGGGACCUAGAGGGAACAAAUCAGCGUCUGGAGGAGAAAUGUGCCGCCUACGAGAAGCUGGACAAAACCAAGACGCGUCUCCAGCAGGAGCUCGACGACAUGCUGGUCGACCAGGACCACCUCCGACAGAUCGUCUCCAACCUGGAGAAGAAGCAGAAGAAGUUUGACCAGAUGCUCGCAGAGGAGAAGAACAUUUCCGCCCGCUAUGCAGAGGAACGCGACCGAGCUGAAGCCGAGGCCCGUGAGAAGGAGACCCGGGCGCUGGCUCUAACCCGUGAGCUGGACUCUCUGAUGGACGUCAAGGAGGAGCUGGACCGCGGCAACAAACUGCUCCGGGCUGAAAUGGAGGACCUGGUAUCCUCUAAGGACGACGUCGGCAAGAACGUCCAUGAGCUGGAGAAGGCGAAGCGCGCGAUGGAGCAGCAGCUGGAAGAGAUGAAGACUCAACUGGAGGAGCUGGAGGACGAGCUGCAGGCGACGGAGGAUGCCAAGCUGCGUCUGGAGGUCAACAUGCAGGCGAUGAAGGCCCAGUAUGAGCGAGACCUGGCAGGACGUGACGAGAUGGGCGAGGAGAAGAAGAGGUCGCUGGUCAAACAGGUGCGUGAGAUGGAGAUGGAGCUGGAGGACGAGAGGAAGCAGCGCUCUGCAGCCGUGGCCGCUCGCAAGAAGAUGGAGCUGGACCUGAAGGAGCUGGAGGCCGGCAUCGACAUGGCCAACAAGAACCGCGACGAGGCUCUGAAGCAGCUCAAGAAACUCCAAGCUCAGAUGAAAGAUCUGAUCCGCGAGCUGGAUGAUACUCGCAUGUCCAGAGAGGAGAUCCUCGCUCAGAGCAAGGAGACGGAGAAGAAGCUGAAGGGAAUGGAGGCCGACAUGCUCCAGAUGCAGGAGGAGCUGGCGGCUGCAGAGCGAGUGAAGCGACAGGCCCAGCAGGAGAGAGACGAGCUGCAGGACGAGAUCAACAACCAGGCCAGCAAGAAUGCUCAGGUUGUGGAGGAGAGGAGACGGCUGGAGGCUCGCAUCGCUCAGCUGGAGGAGGAGCUGGAGGAGGAGCAGUGCAACACCGAGCUGAUCAACGACCGGCUGAAGAAAGCAAUGCUGCAGACCGACCAGAUGAACGUGGAGCUGACGGCGGAGCGCAGCAGCUCCCAGCGCGUCGAAGGAGCUCGCGCUCAGCUGGAGCGUCAGAACAAGGAGCUGAAACUGAAGCUGCAGGAGCUGGAGGGAACCGUCAAGUCCAAGUACAAGGCCAACAUGUCGGCUCUGGAGGCCAAGAUCGCUCAGCUGGAGGAACAGCUGGACAUGGAGACCAGGGAGAGGCAGGCCGCCACCAAGCUGGUAAGACGCACCGAGAAGAAACUGAAGGAAGUCAUCCUGCAGGUGGACGACGAGAGACGCAACACGGAGCAGCACAAGGACCAGGUCGACAAGUUGAACUCUCGCAUGAAGCAGCUGAAGCGUCAGCUGGAGGAGGCUGAGGAGGAGGCGCAGAGAGCCAACGCCAACCGAAGGAAACUGCAGAGGGAGCUGGAGGACGCCACGGAGUCGGCGGACGCCAUGAACCGUGAAGUCACCACCCUCAAGAACAAGCUCAGGCGUGGCGACCUCCCCUUCCCCAUGCGCCGCACCGUAACCCGCGGCGGCAACGAGAGCGACGACGAGAGCGAGCCCAAGGGCGAGCCGGCCGAGCCGAAGCCUGAAUGAAAACAUCCGCACAGCGCCGCCUUUAUUUUUUAUUUUUUAAAAGAAAAGUGCAUCAUCAUGAAAAACGAGACCAGAUCCCCGAAAUUCACCCAAUGAGCUCACACGACUGUAUCUGCUGAACGGAGAGCGACACAAACACGAGGAUGACGAAGUUUAGUCCUGCGACAGUCAACACCGACAAUCUAUGCAUUCUUAACACACACACACACACACACACACACACACACACACACACACACACACACGCCAGUAAACUUGGACAAUCACCAUGCUGACACACACACACACACACGUUAUUUUUGGGCCAAAUUCAGUUUUGUUUUCAUUUUUCAGUCUCUGGGAAAUAAAAAAAAGUAUUUUUAUAAGGAAACAUUCCGAUUCGAAUAGUCCUGAUGUAGGAUCUAUUUUUCUAAUUGAAGAACGAGAAGUAAACAUGAAUAAAUAAAUAAAUGAAGACGGAUUACUGGAAGGGGGGACCAAAGUUAAUAUCUCAAAUCUUAUUUGAAUUGUAUUUGUUCUGUUUUUUUUUUUUGUAAUGGUUAAGAAUGGAAGCGCUUCAUGUUUAUUCCGCUCGCGCUCUUCGUUUAUAAUGAAGGUUUAUACGCUGAAAUGUAUUCUCUAUCGAUUAUAGCCGCAGUUAGUGCUCGUGACUUCGCUUUUUUUAUUGAGCUUAUAAAAUAAUUUCACACAUUUCAUGUGGAGAAAAAAAAAUAAAUAAAGAAAAGGAAAAAAAUCGGAGACGGAUAUUUUUCAAGUCCAAAUUCGGAGACUGGAUGAAGGCGUUUUGAUUGUGACUGUGCUGAAGUUUAAUUUUGCACUGAGAUGAUUUAAAAAGAAACAAAAACACUUAAAGCCGACGCGUUUAUAUAAACCACUGCAUUCGUGUGUUUCUUUGGACGGUUUUGGAAGUUUUGGACUGCCAACACACACUAAGGCCUUAAAAUCCAGCUGCGAUCGUACUGGGCGGGUGUUCGGCGGCUUCUUUAUUUCUUCCGGACAUGCAUUGAUUUUUACGUUUAUCACUAUCAGUGUUUUUGUUGAUGUUGAAGGUUUAAACGGGGGUGGCGGGGUAGCUUCUUACUCACAGCACACACUGUAUUCUCAGAGCACAGCUUGUUGGCGGUGGCAGCAGCUGUGGUAGUGACAAACCAAAGGUUAGAUUCAGGAGGAUCAUCACUGUACUCUGGCUGAACAGGGCUUUACACACACACACACACACACACACACACACACACAUGUGGGGGAACAUGUAGCCAGGUUAUUGAGCGGAUGUAUCCCCCCUCGCAGGCUGUGCUCAGGGGGGCGGCUUUUGGCUCACACUGCUGGGAAGUGAGAGGAAUGUGUUGUUUAAAUAACAGCUCACAGUGCACUUAAAGAAAUAAAUAAAUAAAAUAAAUCUCCAACGAUUCGUCUGAAAUGUUCGUCUGUCCUGCACCUCUGGAAUGGAAAUCAUGUUGUGAAAUGUUGGUAUUAUUGCAAUUAAAGAGGCUUUCUAAACUGCU
Larimichthys crocea (large yellow croaker) is the source of this 7744-nucleotide messenger RNA. Its product is annotated as myosin-9. The record is from RefSeq and is a predicted model, not a curated record. Lineage: Eukaryota; Metazoa; Chordata; Actinopteri; Sciaenidae. Gene Ontology annotation, molecular function: ATP binding; actin filament binding; microfilament motor activity. The coding region runs from base 363 to 6242 and encodes 1959 amino acids. The transcript is spliced from 41 exons. Gene Ontology annotation, cellular component: cytoplasm; myosin filament; myosin II complex.